Pyrus x bretschneideri (Chinese white pear) is the source of this 759-nucleotide messenger RNA. Its product is annotated as leucine-rich repeat receptor protein kinase EMS1. NCBI's taxonomy places the organism in Eukaryota, Viridiplantae, Streptophyta, Magnoliopsida, Rosales, Rosaceae. The coding region runs from base 1 to 759 and encodes 252 amino acids. The record is from RefSeq and is a predicted model, not a curated record. Gene Ontology annotation, molecular function: ATP binding; protein kinase activity. Gene Ontology annotation, biological process: protein phosphorylation. The transcript has a single exon.
AUGAGUGUAGCUGUAAAGAAGUGUAACGCCGUAGGGUUCCCUGACGUGCGAGCAAUUCGCGCCGAAGAAGAAACACUUGGUAAGGUACAGCACCCACAUAUUAUCAAGCUUUUGGGGCACUGCCAGUGGAACUCAACUCACCUUCUGUUUUACGAGUACUACGCCAAUAGCGAUCUUUAUAGUUGGCUGCACGACGAAUCACGGCGUUGGGCUGUCUCAUCGUGGGAGACUAGGUUUCGGAUUGUUAAAGGUGUCGCCGACGGCCUUGCCUAUCUGCAUGGCUUGGACAACCCAAUUAUUCACAGGGAUAUCAAGUCGGAAAAUGUGAUACUAGACUCCAACUUUGAGCCCCACAUUGCUCAUUUUGGGCUCGCUAGAUGGAUGGAGGCGUCACAUACGCAUGUGACUACGGAGCCAGAUGGCUCUGUAGGAUACAUUCCUCCUGAGUACCUGGCGGGAUCCAACAAGGCCACAACAAAGGGUGAUGUCUACAGCUUUGGCAUUUUGAUGUUGGAGAUUGCGACCAGGAGGCGGCUGGCUCAGUUGACAACAUUUGACGCCCAAAAGAUGGAGGUGGUGGAAUGGGUUAAAAUGAUGGUGGCUAAUUACAUUGUUGAUCCAAGUAACCCCAACCAGCAAUUGGUUGCAGUAGCCAAUUUAUCGCACUACUUUAAGAUCGCUUGGUAUUGCGUCAUAAAUGAACCACAAUAUAGGCCCCACAUGAAGUGGGUUGUUGAAAGAUUAAAUGAAAUUCGUUAG